Quercus robur (English oak) is the source of this 4882-nucleotide messenger RNA. Its product is annotated as putative disease resistance protein RGA4. The transcript has 5 exons. Gene Ontology annotation, biological process: defense response to other organism. The coding region runs from base 78 to 3344 and encodes 1088 amino acids. Lineage: Eukaryota; Viridiplantae; Streptophyta; Magnoliopsida; Fagales; Fagaceae. Gene Ontology annotation, molecular function: ADP binding. The record is from RefSeq and is a predicted model, not a curated record.
UCAUCACUUUCACUAUUUCACAAACCCAUCUGAUCUUAAUAAUAUUCCUGAAAGAAAGAAUCAAAGAAACAAAAACUAUGGCGGAAGGAGCUUUAUUCCACCUUGCCGGAAAAGUCCUUGAACUGCUGGGUUCCUUCACUCUCCCAGAGGUCAAACUGGCCUUCGGUGUUCAAACUGAGAUUGAAAAACUAACAAGCACAGUUUCCACAAUCCAAGCUGUGAUUCUUGAUGCAGAAAAGCAGAGUUCUCAUAAUCAUCAGAUCAAAGAUUGGCUCAGAAAGCUCAAAGAUGUUCUCCAUGAUGCUGAUGACUUGCUGGAUGAUUUCUCAACCCAAGUUUUGCGGCACAAGGUGAUGAGAAAGAAGAAGGUACGCAUUUUCUCUUCCAGUUCUAAUCGUAUUGCUUUUAGUCCUAAGAUGGGUCGUCAAAUAAAAGCAAUUAAGAAGAGACUAAAUGCCAUUGCAAAAGAUAAGGAGGAUUUCCACUUUAUUCAAAGCUUCAUUGAGCCACAAGUCAUGAGUAGGGACAGAGAAACUUAUUCUUUUGUUCUUGAAGAUGAAGUUGUUGGGAGAGAGAAUGAUAAGGAAGUGAUUAUCGAACUUCUUUUUGAUUACAAUGUUGUAGAUAAUAUUUCUAUCAUUCCAAUCGUUGGUAUUGGAGGAUUAGGGAAAACCACACUAGCUCAACUGGUUUACAAUGAUCAAAGUGUCAACAAAAAUUUUGAGCUAAAACUUUGGGUUUGUAUCUCUGAAAUCUUUGAUGUAAAACGAAUUGUUAAAGAAAUUUUAGAACAGCUGACGGAUGAGAGACUUAAAGAAAGCUUUGAGAUGCUGCAAAAUCAGCUUCGAGAAAAACUUAGUGGAAAAAAGUACUUGCUUGUCUUGGAUGAUAUGUGGAAUGAGGACAAUCCUAAAUGGCUUCUCUUGAAAAAUUUAUUAAUGGUAGGUGCAAGGGGAAGUAGGAUAGUUGUAACCACUCGUUCUGAAAUGGUGGCGGGCAUAACAGGGGCAACUUCAUGGUAUGCUCUAAAAGGCCUACCUGUAGAAAAGGCUUGGAAUUUGUUUGUAAAAGUUGCAUUUGGAGAAGGCCAGCUGCCUAAGAACCAAGCCUUUAUUAGCCUGGGAAAGGAGAUUUUGGAAAAAUGUGUUGGGGUACCUCUUGCCAUAAGAACAAUAGCAAGCUUGCUACACUCCAAACCUUCUGAAAAUGAGUGGCGAUCUUUCAAGAAUUAUGAACUCUCAAAAAUAACUCAUGCAGAAGAAAAUAAUAUUUUAUCAACACUUAAGUUGAGUUAUGAUCAUCUACCAUCAUACUUAAAACAAUGCUUUGCUUAUUGUAGAUUGUUUCCAAAAGAUUCCAAGAUUCAUGUAGGGACACUGAUUGAUCUUUGGGCAGCGCAAGGUUUUAUUAAGUUAUCGAAUCCAAAGCAACGUGUUAAGGAUGUUGGUAGAGAAUACUUCAAGUUAUUACUUUGGAGGUCAUUCUUCCAAGAUGUUGAAAAGGAUUACUGGGGCAAUAUAUGGUGCAAAAUGCAUGAUCUCAUGCAUGAUCUUGCAAUCUCUGUGGCUGGAACAGAAUGUACUGUAUUACAUUCAACUGAGGAAAAUAUUGGCAAAAAUGUUCGUCAUGUAUCAUUUAAUCUUUUGGAUUCGUCGAUGCAGUUUCCAAUCAUCAAGUUUGAAGGAAAGAGGAUACGAACGGUUCUUGGACAUAGAAGAGGGUGUGACUUUCCUUGUAAUGCGCUCGUUUCAAAUCUUAAGUAUUCUCGCACACUAGAUUUGAGCUAUCUAUGGUCACGAAAAAUGCCGUGUUCAAUUGGGAAAUUGAAGCAUUUAAGAUAUCUUGAUGUUUCCAAAAAUUGGUACAUUAAAAUUCUCCCUAAUUCCAUUGUCAUGCUGCUGAAUUUGCAAACACUGAAUCUCAAGAAUUGUCGUGCGCUUAGAGAAUUACCCCGAGACACUAAAAAUCUGGUCAAUCUUAGGCAUCUAGAUAUUUCUGGUUGUAUUACACUGACUCAUAUGCCUUACGGACUUGGAAAUUUGACUUCUCUUGAGAUACUACCAUAUUUUGUUGUGAGAGACAGAGGUGUCAAGGCCAGGGCUAGUGGUGGGCUUAGUGAAUUGAAUAAGCUGAGCAAUUUGGGAGGAAACCUGUGGAUUCUGAAUCUAGGACACGGAAAAGAUGACAUGAUGGAAUGUAAAGCUGCAAACAUGAAGGAGAAACAACAUCUUCACCAACUGAAAUUAUGGUGGAACUUAGAGUUGGUUGGAGAAACCGAAUGUUACGAUGAAAUGUCACUAGAAGGUCUCCAGCCACAUCCAAAUCUUGAAAAAUUGAUUUUGUCGAAUUAUAUGGGUGUUACAAUUCCAAGUUGGGUCUCUUCGCUCACUAAUCUUGUCAAUUUGCAAUUGCAGAGUAAUUGUAGAUGCCACCACCUCCCACCGUUAAAUCAACUCCCUUUUCUCAACUCUGUCUGUCUCGUAAAUAUGAAAGCACUUCAAUACAUAUCAGAAGACAUUGAUAGUAAUGUGUUAGGUUCCUCAAUAACAAUGUUCUUCCCAUCAUUAUUUUCUCUCAAAAUAAAGAAAUGCCCUAAUCUGAAGGGAUGGUGGAGGAAAGAUGAUAAUGAUGGGCCAGGCCAUCUGUUGCUGCCAUCAUUUCCUCGUCUCUCUGAAUUGGAGAUUGAAGAUUGCCCCAAUCUUACUUUCAUGCCCUUGUUUCCAUAUCUUAAAGUAGAGCUGAAAUUGUGGGAAGCUAGCUUGAAGGUAUUGCAGCAAACAAUGAAUAAACAGAGACCAUCAACAUCAACAUCCUCUUCAUGCUACUUUCCUCUCUCUAAAUUACAGUUUUUGUAUUUAAAAGGGGUUAAUGAUUUAGAAUCUCUUCCAGAGAAGUGGCUGCAAAACCUUGUUUCUCUUCAGAUACUUUUCAUUUAUCGGUGCCAUGGACUUAGGUCUCUUCCUUGUAAAGGUAUUCAACAUCUCACCUCUCUUCAAGAGAUGAAAAUAGUGGACUGCAAUGAGCUGGCUCUGGUAAAUGACGAAGAUGAUGGCAUGCAAUGGCAAGGCCUUCGGAGCCUCCAUUCUCUGUGUUUUUGGGGAACUCCAAAGUUGGUGUCUCUACCAGAUGGGCUUCAACAUGUUAACACUCUUCAAAAACUCGAAAUUCAUAAUUGUACUGAUUUAAUGGCUAUACCGGAGUGGAUAGGCAACCUCACAUCACUACAUCAUCUUGAAAUUUCCGGAUGCUUCAAUCUGACAUCAUUGCCUCAAGAGAUUUGCCAUCUCACGUCUUUACAAAUUCUUAAGAUUGAAAAUUGUCCUAAUUUGAGGGUCAAUGGAUAACCUCACGUUACUACAAGUGCUUACAAUUACGGAAUUCCCCAAUCUGACCUCACUGCCUCAAGGGAUUCGCAGUCUCACCUCUUUAAAAAGCUUGACAGUUGACAAUUGUCCUAAUUUGAUGGCUUUACCAGAGUGGAUAGGCAACCUCACAUCACUGGAAGAGCUUAUAAUUCGCAAAUGCCUUAAUCUGACAUCAUUGCCUCAAGGGAUUCAUGAUCUCCCUUCUUUACAACGGCUGAAUAUUACUGGUUGUCCCAUUUUAGAAGCAAGAUGCCUGGGGGAAGAUUGGCCCAAGAUUUCUCAUGUUCCAGUCUUGAGAUUGGAUCGAUUGUGGCAGUGAGAUACAAGUUGUUCAGAGAAUAGACUUGGGCUUAAAAAUUCAGACCUAUCCAAAAUUUGCAAUUGUGCAAUAUUACAAGAAGUCAGCGCCUCUGUCCAAGCAUUGGGCCACAUUGCACAUGUUAUUUUCUUUAAUGAGUUUAAUCACUACAAGUAUGGGGCAUUGUGUGAUGGAUGGGAAGAGUUCCUGGAGUUCUUUAAGUCAAAGAGAUGUAGUAUGGGUAAGGACGGUUGAGCCAAGACAGGUAAGAGAAGGAGUUUUAUUAAAUGUCCCAAAGAUGGAGUAACUUGCUGCAAAGCGAUGCAGAGAAACAUGAAUUGAGGAGGCGGUAAUGGAUCAUAAGAUUGCUGGUGCCCACCAGAAGGAUCUCACCCCAUUAGCUGCACAGUUGACAACUUCAAGUGCAAGGCAAAUUGGGACUUGCUCUGUUGAGAUGGCUUUUGAGACUUCCACAACAAAGAACCUCUUUCGGUGUGCUGUUAUCUCUACAUAGCAUGCUAUUACUCAUCCUUGAAGUAGUCUUUCAAUUCUAUGUAAGGCUGCUUAGGAUACCACAAUAUUCCAGGCCAUGGGCAAUUGCAUAUAUGAGACUUGAACACUUACAUUUUGUGCAGAGGCUAGGUGUGUGUUCAUGUUAUAGUAUCAGUUUCCCAACAAUCUUUCUACAUUAGCAUAAAAUUUAGCAAUCACAUAUCAUAGAAAGGGCCCUAUGUUAGUUGGGGUCCCUUUCAUCAUGACCUUUAUCAUCAAUUGCCUUCCUCUGUGCUUGGCAACAUUACUCCACAUUGGUGCCUAUUUGGAUUGCCACCUGUAGUGGCUGGUGAUUCGCUGAUCAAAGAGCAGAUUUUGGAGAGAUUAUUCAUCAAUCUAGUGGCUGGUGAAUCACUGAUCAAAGAGUAUUAUUAAGUAGCUAUCCUUGUGGAGAAGUAUUAGUCAUCUUCGACAGUUUUGCUACAUGUAUGAGGACAAUUGAAUGCAUCUUUUCAUUUCGUCGGGAAAGUUGAAUUUCCAAUUUUCAACAUGUUGAGUACUGCAUCGAAUAUUUCAUUUCUUCUUCAAAGUUUAUGAUUUGAGUGUCCAGCUUUUUGUGACAUUUUUUUUGGGUGGAUCAACUUAUUUUUGCUACUUGGAUUUGAUUAUAAUCAGGGUGCUCUUUGUACUUGUAUUCCAAUUAAUAUUGAGUAAUUAUUUUCUUCUU